Microsporum canis CBS 113480 is the source of this 1566-nucleotide messenger RNA. RefSeq lists its product as hypothetical. Gene Ontology annotation, molecular function: ubiquitin protein ligase activity. Bases 1 to 1566 code for a protein of 521 amino acids. Lineage: Eukaryota; Fungi; Ascomycota; Eurotiomycetes; Onygenales; Arthrodermataceae. The record is from RefSeq and is a predicted model, not a curated record. Gene Ontology annotation, biological process: ubiquitin-dependent protein catabolic process. The transcript is spliced from 3 exons. Gene Ontology annotation, cellular component: cytoplasm.
AUGGACUUGCGCUUACACAAACGCCGCCCAGCGUCAACUUCUUUUCGAGCUGGCACACUGGUUUUACCAGGAGAAACAUGCGACGCGCCAGCCUCUCUAAAUGAUACAGUAUCUUAUCAACUCGACCUAGGUGACAAUGUUGUAACGCUUUCGUCCAACGGACCCGGAGAUUCCAUCAGCGGGUUAUUAUAUGUGCCCCAGAUUUCUAACAACGACUGCAAUGAGGAGGCAAAGAGCCUGAUUCCUACUAAUGUCACCCGACGCUCUGACUUCCCGAAACCUCCAUGUGCUCUUAUCGCACUUGCUCCCUGGAUAUCGCCGAAUUGCACCCUCGCAUUCUUGGAUGCAGCAAAUGACGACCGUGUCGUCGGCUCUGUUUUUUAUAUGCCCGACAACUCAACCUAUAAACUAGGAAAUAGCACAAACUGGAAGAUAGGCAAUGACGAUACAUGGAAAUUAAAUCACCCUUUCCCGGUUUAUGCUAUUCCUGGAGGGUAUGGGCAACAGUUAAUUCACCAAGCUGCGAUAUAUUCUGGAAAUCUGUCAUCCGCUCCGUAUGGCGAUGAACUUAGUAGCAAAUUCGGCCCUAUGGCACGGGCUAGGAUAUUCGCUCGAGUUGACGUUGCACGAGGCCGGAGUUUGAUGCCAAAUCUCUGGAUUUUCCUUUUAGCGGUUCUUGGUGUGCUCAUAAUUAUCAUAAUUAUAUCGUCCAUUUUAAUGCGCCUUAUCCAGAGACGACGGCGUAUAUCAUUGCAACGCAGAAUUCAAGCUGGAGAGGUAGACUUGGAGAUGUUGGGAAUAAAAAGGCUGAAUGUGCCACAACAUAUCCUCGAUAAGAUGCCCCUCUAUACAUAUGCCAAUGAUGGAAACAUCAUGGCCCCAGCGCCGGCCGUCACAAUGGUCCCGUCGAAUAUUGAUCAAACACCCACAUCCAACCACUUGGAAGCCAAGAAGCCCAUUGUACGAGGCUUUGUCUCACACCUAUUUGGUGGUAACACCCGAGGAUCUAAUGGUGGCACACACUCCGCGAGAUCAGGGAGAAAAGCAGAUGCCCGGAUUCAAGCUUCACCUUUAAACCAGGACCUCGGUCAACUUACAUUCUCACAAUGCACUUGCCCCAUUUGCCUUGAAGAUUAUGCCCCGGGGGAGACCACCGUUCGGGAGCUGCCAUGUCGACAUAUAUUCCACCCUGGAUGCAUCGAUAACUUCUUGUUGCAAAAUAGCAGUUUGUGUCCUGUGUGCAAGAUCAGUGUUCUCCCUGUUGGCUAUUUCCCGGAAACUGUAACGAACUUGAUGGUUCGUCAAGAGCGGUUAGCCAGAAGAAUCCAGGAAGAACGAGAACGCCAGCACGGGAAUUCCACAAAUAUUACUUCUAUAAUCCCGUUAUCUGCUUUGCAACCAAGAUCGCGCACUAGUACUGUUAGCACGGAACGGCAGGAGGCAAUGCGCCAAAGAGCAGUAGCUAUGCUUGGUAAUGAUAGGAUGGCUGAAGAUGAAGAGAGGGAACGAGAUGCAGCGAGACCAAAAUGUAAGAUCAAAAUCCCAGCCCUAUCUGUACCUCUCUAG